Messenger RNA from Crotalus tigris (Tiger rattlesnake), 3511 nucleotides. RefSeq names its product CCCTC-binding factor like (gene CTCFL). The record is from RefSeq and is a predicted model, not a curated record. Gene Ontology annotation, biological process: regulation of transcription by RNA polymerase II. The transcript is spliced from 11 exons. NCBI's taxonomy places the organism in Eukaryota, Metazoa, Chordata, Lepidosauria, Squamata, Viperidae. Gene Ontology annotation, molecular function: DNA-binding transcription factor activity, RNA polymerase II-specific; RNA polymerase II cis-regulatory region sequence-specific DNA binding; chromatin insulator sequence binding. Bases 568 to 2487 code for a protein of 639 amino acids. Gene Ontology annotation, cellular component: nucleus; chromosome.
CGAAAAGCAAGAUGUAAAAAUUAUGGGGAUGGGGAAACACACCCACGCGCGUGCAAUUAUAACAUGAGUCCCUGCAAUUUUUUUUUAAUGGUGCAAGAUGGAAAGCAAUGCUUCUGAAGAAAACUGCUCAAGUAAUGGCGCUGGGAUCAGGAAGAUUGAAAAUAACGUGGAAAUUGGAUAUAAAUAAAAUAGAGAAAUCAAAAUAUAUAACUGAAUUUGAGAAACUGAAAAAAACGGUUCUGGUCUAAGAUUGGUGGAGGAAUUGGGAUAAUCUAAUGAGGGGAGUUUGCUUUGCUAUAAAAUAUUAUGUACAUAAAUACCCAAGCAGGUUAUGUCAGUCAUUUAUGGCACAGUAAAAUCUUAAUCAAAUGAAAUGUAUAUUUUUUUAAAAGAAUCUGCUCACCUCUGGAGAUCUUUUUCUUUAAUUUGCCAUAGGCAACCAAAACGAUUAAAAGAGCAUAAUUGAAAAAAGAGGAUUAGAAAGAGAAAGAAUCACAAGGACUUGUACCACUUGAGAGAUAAUCCAGAGUUGAAAAAAUUUCUUUUUUUCAGUACAUUAAGAUCACAAUGGAUCACCAGGAGGACACAGAACCUGAUGAGCAUUUCACUAAAAUCAAAACUGAGGAACGUGUCCAGGACAAAACGCAAGAGGGUAGCUGUAACUAUCCAGAAAAGAUUGAAGAUGUCCAUUCCAUCUUGUUCAAGAAAGUGCUGGAAGAAGUUGAUAAGCUGCCCCCAUCAUCUUCAGAAGGAGAGAAGAACUUCAUUUUGUUGAAGACCGUGCAUUUGAAAACAGAGAAAGAUAAUAUCCAGGGGCCUUGUUUAAUUGAUCACCCAGUGGAGCUGCAUACUAUGUUGCAAAGAGAGACAGAUUUCAUCCGCUCGUUGGAGGGAAUGCCCGAUAGCAUAGAGAUUCAGGAGAACCCAGGGAAAGUCCAGACAAUAAGUUUGGCAGAAAGCAUUUAUGCACUUCAUGAGAUGGAAGUGAUCAGUGGUUCAAAAGGCAAACCAGGAUUUCAGGAAGAGAGAUGGUCAAUUGAGAAGGAUCCAUAUAUUCCUCAGGUUGAUAGAGAAGAAAAUAGAGCUGGAGAUGGAGGCAGGGACUGGCAGCUCCUUGUAGCCGAAGAGGGAAGAAUUGCUUCUCAGCCUGACUCUGAAGCAACAGAUAUUGCAAAUGGAGGAAAUAAAGCCACGCUGUUGCACAAUUCUGAAAGUAAAGCCCAAAGCAAGGACAGUAUAUCCCAACCUCCUGUUGCAAUAAGCCGUGACGUUUCUUUAGAAAUCCAGGAGGACAUAGUUCAGCAAGGGAAAGGAAGCAUUCAACAACACUGCAAUCUGUGUCUGUUUGCCACAUUCAGUCUGUCUGACUUUAAACACCAUAUGAAGAAACAUUCCCAUGAAAAGCCACAUCAGUGCCACAUCUGUCUUAAAGCUUUCCGUACGCUUUCUCUGUUGCGUAACCACGUGAACACCCAUACAGGGACCAAGCCACACAAGUGUAAUGAAUGUGAUAUGGCCUUUGUGACAGUGGGGGAACUUUCCCGCCACAAGCGAUAUAAACAUACUCUGGAGAAGCCCUUUAAAUGCUCCAUCUGUAACUACUGCAGUGUGGAGGCCAGCAAAUUGAAGCGUCACAUUCGCUCACAUACAGGAGAGCGCCCUUACAGUUGUACGGUGUGCUCCUAUGCUAGUAGGGACACUUACAAAUUGAAAAGACAUAUGGUAACUCACUCAGGAGAAAAACCCUUUGAAUGUGUGAUUUGUAAAGCCAGAUUCACACAGGCUGGGACUUUGAAGUUCCAUGUUUUGCAUAAACAUGGGGAAAAUGUACCAAAAUACCAGUGUCCGCAAUGUGCCAGAUCCGUUGCCCGGAAAGGCGAUUUAAGUAUCCACUUGCGAAACCUGCAUUCUUACAUUGAGAUACCGGUCAAGUGCAAUUAUUGUGAUAGUGCCUUCCAUGAGCGUUACGCUCUGCAACAACAUAAGAAGAUACACAGAGAUGAAAAGAAAUUCAAGUGUGAUCAAUGCAGCUACACGUGCAAACAGGAACGCCACAUGAUUGUGCACAAGCGGACGCACACUGGUGAGAAGCCCUUUGUUUGCCUCUCCUGCAACAAGGGCUUCCGGCAGAAACAGCUCUUAACCGUUCACUUCAAGAAAUACCAUGACUCCAGCUUUGAGCCAAAGGUCUAUGCAUGUCCCAAGUGUGGCAAGGCCUAUUCACGUUGGAAUAACAUGCGUAAGCACGCUGAAAAAUGCAAGGAGGCCAGAGCUGUUGAAAGCUCUCCAUCCUGCAGAGCAAGCAAGAGGAAGAAAAAAGAAAGACAUCAUCCUGUGGCCAAACAAGAAGCAUCUGUUUGUGUAAACACUCCUUUAUGCACCCCGAAAAGUGUUUCUCUUGAAGCAUGGGAGAAGAAAGAAACUGCUCUGGACGACAGUAAAGCAGGAAUUACUUGUGAGAUACUCUUCAAUUUGAUGGACAAAUAACAAAGUGUUAUUUUCCUUCUUUUUUUCCUGUUUACAAAGCAAUGGCUUCCAUUCUAGAAGAGCAUAAAAACCCAGAUGGUGAUCUCCUAUAUUUUUUUUUGUAAAAUUACAUAUAAUUAUUCAUGGGUUAAAUCUUGCUUGCCACGUUGUCUUUUGGUCUUAUUCUGAUAAUACUAUGUAGAGAGGGGACUCUUUACACGAAGUUAAAUAUUUGGAAUCCUUUCCAGUGGUGAUGAUCCUUUCCAUUGUUUGUAGCCCUAGAGUUUUAAUUAACCAGAGUUAGACUUAAGCUGUGAUACCAGUUUAUUCUUUGAUGGGGAUGUUCCGCUGUUUUUUUUCCCUGGCAAAUGCAUCUUCAGGUCAGAUUUAGAUGUUAGUGUAGGGCCAGGGGUCUUUACGUUUUUGCUCCCAGUGGCAUCCCGAAGCUUCUUCAAUUCAUAUUGCAAAACAGAUCCCAUUGAACUGAAUGGAAAUCUUGGUUUUAUCAAUGUGUGAUCCAAAUUCAUGAAAGUGGGUUAUCAUAAGAAUUGAGUCUGAGCCAUUCAAGUACUCCAACCAUCAGUUAAAUAGGAAAGUUUAUAGAAAGAGUCUUGUACCAAAAUGCUCCCACUUAUUUCUUUUUUCUUUUAAAUAUGUUGUAGGUAUCUCAUAGAGAUCAGACUAAUUGAGAUUUGUUUAUGGUAAUGGUGCAGUAGUCUUUUAUUGUUUACUUAUUUGACAAGAAAAAGCAGCAGUACUGUUAAAACUAACUGAUGCAUUGCCUGUAUUUCAUUAGAGCAUUAGGACUUGUGAGAUUUAAAAAAACCAAAAUUUUAUACUCACAAUACGAAGAUAAGUCUGGUUAACAAAACAAAGUUUUUGGAGAAAAACAUAAAAAUAAUAAUUGUUACAUUUUAUAAAAGAAUAACUUUUAUUUCCUUCAGACUGUUUCAAGGCUAACUGGGAAAAAUUGCUGAGCUCUUGUUAUUUAGGCACAGAAAAGUAAAGUAUAUUUGGUUCUUGUUUAAUAAAAGUUUUGUGUACA